AUGAUGAAGCGCCACCUGUUGCUGGUAAGGGAGGCGGAGAAGCAAAGAGAGAAUAUACGACGCUGGUUGUCACCCGAUGGUAUCGGCCACCGGAACUUCUCCUCCAAUUACGUCGCUAUACCACGGCGAUUGACCUUUGGGGUGCUGGGUAAGAUCAGCCCUUCUUACCCUAACGUGUCAAUAGUAGACAUACAGAAUGCUAAUUAUCGAGACAGAUGUGUUUUCGGCGAAAUGUUCAAGGGGAAGCCUAUUCUCGCCGGAACCAGUGAUCUUAAUCAGGCACAGCUUAUAUUCAACCUUGUGGGCUCCCCCACGGAGGAAAACAUGCCAGGAUGGAGUUCGCUACCAGGAGCAGAGCCCAUACGGUCUUUUGGCUUCAAGCGCCCAACACUUGCCACCGUUUUUCAUGAGUAA
Molecule: messenger RNA, 414 nt
Organism: Trichophyton rubrum CBS 118892
Lineage: Eukaryota; Fungi; Ascomycota; Eurotiomycetes; Onygenales; Arthrodermataceae
Product: serine/threonine-protein kinase bur1
Exons: 1
Coding region: 1-414 (137 amino acids)
Source: RefSeq, a predicted model, not a curated record